Messenger RNA from Cryptosporidium muris RN66, 1308 nucleotides. Its product is annotated as SWIB/MDM2 domain-containing protein. Gene Ontology annotation, cellular component: SWI/SNF complex; nucleus. NCBI's taxonomy places the organism in Eukaryota, Apicomplexa, Conoidasida, Eucoccidiorida, Cryptosporidiidae. Gene Ontology annotation, biological process: regulation of transcription by RNA polymerase II. Bases 1 to 1308 code for a protein of 435 amino acids. The transcript has a single exon. The record is from RefSeq and is a predicted model, not a curated record.
AUGUCAAAAUUACCAGAGUAUGUAAAAGAAUUUGCAGAAGAGUUAUAUAAUCAAUAUGAGAGCCUAUUAGACUAUGAGAGACUUUUGGACGAGACUAUAAUUCAACAGAAAUAUAGCUUAAGUGAUGUGUGGUUAACAUUAAUGGAUGAUAAAAGUAUUAGAUGUUAUAGAAAAAAAUUAAGAGUUCAUGUAUUUAAUACUUUUACAAAUCAGAAAGCACAAGAUAUAGAACUAGAAUCAUUUAAUAUGAAUAAUGAUUGGACAAGUAAAAAUCCACCAUCAUGGACAUUAAAAAUUCAGGGUACUAUUUUACAAAAUGAAAGUAUAUUUCCACGAUUUACCUCAUUAUUUUCACGUAUUGUAGUAAAUUUAUCUGAAAAUGAAACAAUAAUAUGGGAUAAAAAGACUAGUCCAUUACCUGAAUGUGAUGGAUUAGAAAUUCAUAGAAUAGGAGGAGAAGAAAAAAAUAUAGACAUAUAUUUUUUUAUUGAUUAUAGAAUUCCACAUUAUAGCUUAUCUAAUAUAUUAGAAGAUUUUAUGGGUACAAGUAUUUCUAGUUUACCAAAUAUUAUUAAGAGAUUAUGGCAAUAUAUAGAAAUAAAUGGGUUACAUAGUAUUCAACAACAUCCAACUAGUAUAAAACUAGAUUCUUUAUUAAAAAAUAUAUUUUGUGAGGAUAUAGAUAUUAUUCAAUUAUCAGAUAUCCCUGAUUUACUUAAAAAACAUUUAUUUCCUCCAAAACCUGUCCAUGUUUCUCAUCAUUUAACAUUAAAAGGAGAUUGGAUUGAUAAUGAAUCUACUUAUGAUUUUACUGUUGAUCUAACCGAACAUGUACCAGGAGAUAUAAAUCUUUGGUUACCUAAUAUUUCAACAAGAAUACAAGGAAAUAGUGAUUUUAUAGGUAUACAUAAAUCAUUAGAAGAAUUAUAUCACAAAAAUCAAACUAUAGUAUCAAAAAUAUAUCAUUCUUGUAAUAAACGAAAUUUUUAUCUUGGGUUUGCUAAUAAACCUAUAGAUUUUAUUCAUUCAUUAUUAACUACAAAACAUUUUCAACUUUAUGGUAGUAAUGCAGUUAAUAAUAUUUUAUCUGAUCCUAAUGCUCUUUAUGAGUAUCAAAUAGCAGAUAAAUAUGCAGAAUAUUAUAGGCAACCAUGGGUACCAAAAGCAGUACAAAAAUAUUUAUUUGCUAAAAAUAGAAAUUUUGAUGAUAGGGUUAAUAAAACUAUUGCUUCUGUUUCUGCAUAUGAGAAACAUAAAAGAAGACAAACUAUUCCUCAUGAUCAACAUCCUUCAAAUAGAAUACACUAA